GCCACUGUCUGUCGAAAUGCUAUAGAUCUUUGCCAUGUUUGUUUAUGGUUAGUUUUGCGAUUUUGCAGUUUUUCUCGAAGUGAAAGUGUUGGUGCAACAUUUUUAUAAACACGAAUUGUUUAAUAAUGGAGAAAAGUGUUAAGCGGAACUCGAAGCAAAGUCCCAACACCGCCGAAGAACAGGAUGUUUAUAGGAAUGUUGUGGAGUUUGAGGAAAUGGAGGCUCGUACCAGAGAUGGUAAAGAAGAUGCUACCAUUUACCUGAACACCUGCACAGAUAUAAGAAGGCUGCUAGGUGACAUUUUAACUUUGAAAUGUAAUUCAGUUGAGAAUAAACCUGCAGUUGCAAAGAAACGUGUUGAAGCAUGCAUGUUAACAUCAGUUCUAAAGAAAUUAAACAGGCUUGAAAAUAUUAGAUUAUCAGCAGCCAGAGAUGCAAUUGCAACAGAAAAGCAAAUGGUGGAAGGUAGAUAUAUGCAAUACCAAAAUCUGCUCUAUGAAGUUGAUCACUAUGAUAGUGAAUAUAGAAAAUGUAUGCAGUAUAUAUCACGGGAUGAGACAAUUGAUCUGAUCUCAACUGAAGAAUUCUUCAAAAAUGCACCUGAAGAUAUCACAAGCAAGUUUCUUGAAGAUAAUGAAAACAAUCAUGAAUUAUACCUGGCCAGACUUGACUUUGAGUUAAAACAGAGAAUUAAUUUGGCUCUUUUAUUAGAGGAUCUGAAGGUGGAGAAGAAGAGUGUCAAGGAAGAGAUAAUAAACCUGAAGGAGAAGUUGGCAGGCUUAGAACCGAAAUUGCUUGAUGUUGUAGCAGCCACAAAGCCACUGCAGGAAUAUUUAGGCUUGAAUAUUGGUGAGAUUAAUCCCGAACAUAAACUCGCCUGCCAUCUUCCCGAUUAUCUUUACUUAAUGUACUGCAAUACAGACGCGUACAGGCAAUUCAUUGACAAAGGUUGCAUUACGAUUGAGAUCAAAGGAGAUUUAGAAGAGGUUCGUCUGUACAAUGAAUCACAGAAGGUGUUACAGGAUGAGACGGAUCACGAACAGGAUUUACAAGAGGAAACAACCGGAAUAAAAAAACAUCGUCGUCGGAAAGGCACUGAGGUUGACCGUGAAGAAGAAAAGAAGAAAAACAUGCUUCUUAAACAUCCGCUGAGUGUGGAAGUAACGAUGAAAACCGAGCACGUCACCCUAAAACUCCACUUUUACUAUUUGCCAACGCUGCGUAUUGUUACAGUCGUAUCUACAACGGAAAGUCUUAGUGAUGUGCUUAAAAACAGCACAUGUGCACAAGUUGUGCUUACUGGCGAAAGCAUCCUCAAUCAACUCUACCCUAAAGACACUGGCACUGAUUCACCGAAUCUUGUCAACUACUAUCAACUGAAACAGGUGGGUAUUGAUCGAUUCCAGGCGCUCAUUUCUCAAUUAGGCUAUGCCUACGGAUGGGCGCAGAAAAUCUGCGGUUUGGAGUUUCUGAACAUGCAGAACGCCGAAAACCGCUUCAGAAAACACGCCCGAAUGUACCAGCAUACUGUCGAGGAGUGUUUCACGAUCAUUGAGCGUCGUUUGAGGGCGCGUGGAGCGCUCGCUAUGCAAAUGUAUAAUUUAGAACAGAAUUUAAUUCCGACGGUGCCAGCGCACAUAUUGCAUCCGAAGAGUGCUUCUUCGACUUUGACCAAAUUCGCAACGACGUCCUUCCAACGCUUUUGUCAGGAUGCGCUCAAUGCGCACACGUUGGUUGACAAAGAGUUGAUUGCAGAGGAUGAUCUCUUCUACUUGGCGGUCAUUGAACGACCCAAAGCGUCUAUGAAUGCAUGGAUUGCAAUCAGAAAUGAUUAUCCGGAUACCGUACCGAUGUUUGUCUUGCAUUUGAAGUAUAAUGGUGAUCAUCAUAGUGAGAAUUCGGAUCAGAUUCGAGACAUGGAGCGGAACGUCAAUGGUGAUUGGAAGACUCGAGCACGGGGAAAGGAUCUUUCGGGGUGUUUACUUGCUGCGCAAUUAAAGUACUUGUGUGCGUUUCUCGACGUAUAUUUGGAGACGAAUGAUGAUUCUGUGUUUUCUAAUUCUACGGUAUUCUUCCGCCCUGUUUCGGGAAGAACGAGAAGGCGUCCUUUUAAGUUUCAUAAAACAGGAAAUGGAAUCUUUGCUCAGUAUUAGUUCCUUUCUCAAAAAUACUUUUAUAUAAUGUAAAAUCAUAGCAUUUAAUCAAGUAGGUAAGAAUGCUGUGUCUAUCGAUACAUCAAGUUUUGUUUUGUACAUUUGUCAUUCAAAAUAUUGUAAUUUUGGCCAUACUUAAAUUGUGUGCUGCGUUUCUUCGCAGUAUUAUUUUAUAGUUCCAAA
Molecule: messenger RNA, 2336 nt
Organism: Dalotia coriaria
Lineage: Eukaryota; Metazoa; Arthropoda; Insecta; Coleoptera; Staphylinidae
Gene: thoc5
Product: THO complex 5
Exons: 5
Coding region: 126-2153 (675 amino acids)
Biological process (GO): mRNA export from nucleus; positive regulation of DNA-templated transcription, elongation
Cellular component (GO): THO complex part of transcription export complex
Molecular function (GO): mRNA binding
Source: RefSeq, a predicted model, not a curated record